AUGUUCGACUACGAUGACUUGGACAUGGCCGAGGAUGUUAAGCAGGUCGCGAUGACCGCGCCGGCACAGGAAAGCCUCAGGUCGUUGGUGGCAGACAUGAGUUCCCGGGUGGACAGCAUCAAGGCGCGAGUGGACCAGAAGGACCGAGAUCGAGUUGAAGCUCCGAAUCGCCGCAGGAAGGCAACCGAUGCUGUUUCCACGGCUUCGCUGUCAUUUGCAGAGUUCCUUGGCAUCACGCAGUCCCAAUCCAACCAGGAAGAGAGCUCUUCCAGGGGCCUUCGAGUUGCUCGCUCUCGCCCAUCCGGCAAGGAGCAGCAGAUGGUGGACUGCGAUGAGUACUUGGUCGUCUUGACGGGGGAGUUUCGGUUGGAGAAGGGAGACGAGAACAUCAUGCUCCGUGAAGGUGAUGGCAUUUUCCUUGAGGCGGGCGAGAGAGUCGUUUGGACCUGGGACCGCACCGUGCAGUUCAUCACCAUCACGCUCCCCGAGCGUACCAGACAACCAAGGACGACAGAGACUGGCAUCCAAACAGAGCCCAGCAAGGCCUGUGGUGAGAAGUUCUGGGCAGAAGCUAGCGAAAGAGGCUUGGCGAGGCGAGAGCCUGUGGGAUUGCUCAAGAGCCGCCAGGCGCCAGUACCCAUGCUCCGGAUGCCUGGAGGGUCUGGCGAGUCAGCAGACACUACCGACAUAAAGGAGUCGGAGUCGACGCCUUGUCGAAGCGAUGCUACACCAGGAUCUGGGCAUGCUUCGCCUGCCCCCGUCGAACGACAAGACGGCAGCGAAGGACCACUUCGUCACGUGACAUCACUUUCUGCAUUCGAGCAGAUAGCAGACAAAGCGGAGCGGCUGCGGCUCAGGCAGGAGAUGGAGGAGCGCGUGACAGACCGCCCGGCGCGCUACGGAGCGCGACACCUCGCAACACCGGUCGUCGUUGUGUCGUCCGAGAUGAACCCCUGGUCGAAAACAGGCGGCCUUGCCAUGGUGGUGGAAAGCUAUGCAUACGAGUUUGCGAUGCGAGGCCAUCGGACAAUGGCGGUGACACCACGUUACGGCAACUACACCAACUGCAAGCCGGUCGGCUCCACCAAGGUUUGGCUGGCUGGACAAGAGCAUGAAGUGGUUUUCUACCAUCAGCGGCAGGAUUUUGGCAAUGGCCGCGGCUGCGACUAUGUCUUCGUAGACCACAGCUGCUUCCAUCGUCCACAAGGUCUCUAUGGAGAUCCUGCCAGUGGCGAGUAUCCGGACAAUACCUUCCGAUUCUCCUUGCUAUGUCUUGCUGCCACAGAAGCUCCAUUGGUCUUGAACCUGGGUGGCUCCCUUUUCGGUCAAGAGGUCUGCUUCAUUGCCAAUGAUUGGCAGACUGGCAUGCUCCCUGCUUAUCUCUUCUACAAGUACAAACGGAAUGGCACCUACCUCAAGGCUCGAUGUCUCAUGGUGCUACACAACAUGGGGUAUCAAGGAAAAUAUCGGAUGAGCCAGCACCCGAUGGACAGGUUCUUCGGGCUUCCUUCCGAUGCCAGCAAGGACCUGGAAGGUGAAGACCUUCACUUUGGCACGGACUGUGUGAACCUUUUGGGUGCCGGCAUCCGGAUGGCGGAUCGUGUCGUGACGGUCUCACCCAACUAUGCCUUUGAGAUCCAGACACCAGAAGGCGGGCUGGGACUUCACGCGGCGCUCAAAGCAAAGGCCUCUAUGCGCAGAGUCAAGGGUAUUCUAAACGGCAUCUCCGACGAGUGGAAUCCCAUGACUGACCCCCACAUAGCAGUCCGAUACGGUGCCAGCAAUUUCGAAGACGGCAAGUUGCGUUGCAAGGCGGAGCUCCAGCGGCAACUGGGCCUGCAGCAGGAUCCCAAGCUGUGCCUCAUUGGCUUCUGCGGACGCCUUUGCUACCAGAAGGGGAUCCACCUCAUCAUGGAGUGCCUCCCGUGGCUGAUGCGCGAUGAGGGCAAUGGGGUCAACGGCUUCGUUCAGCUUGCGUUGAUGGGCAAAGGUGAUCCCAAAUACGAAGAUCAGCUCCGGUCCAUGGAGGCUUCGCAUCGUGGACGCGUUUGCGCAUUUGUUGGUUUUGACCCCGUUGUGGAACACCGCAUGAUGGCCGGAUGCGACGUCUUAUUGAUGCCCUCCCAGUACGAGCCAUGCGGCCUCCCGCAGAUGUAUGCACAGCAGUAUGCAACGAUCCCUGUUGUGCACGAGACUGGAGGUCUGAAGGACUCCGUCCGUGGCCUGUGGAACGUGGAGCACGACAGACACUGUGCUACUGGCUUCCUUUUCGGUGGCUUCGAUGCCAAUCGCCUCAAAGAGCGACUUUAUCAGGCGAUGGACAUCUUUCGGCAUCAGAGACCGCUGUGGCGGCAGAUGCAGACCAAUGCCAUCAAAAGCGAUUUCUACUGGCCACAAGCCAUCGAUGAAUAUGAAAAGAACAUCGAUCAGGUUAUGGAGGAGGAGGCUUGCUGUCGCUGA
Messenger RNA from Symbiodinium sp. CCMP2456, 2460 nucleotides. NCBI's taxonomy places the organism in Eukaryota, Dinophyceae, Suessiales, Symbiodiniaceae. The record is from the annotation of a GenBank genome assembly.